AUGGACAGGUGCGUGAAGAUGUGCGCUACGACCACGUCGACGAGUUUCGCGUACAAAGCCGUCAAGGCGAACAAAUUCGGUACAAAGGUGGAGCGAAUCGCCUUGAAAGUGAAAUCAACCACGAAUGGAAACGACGACAUGGGUUCACACGCGCGAGUGAUUGUGAUCGUGCCCGGGUUCUUAGCCAGUGCCGACGCAUACGCGGAGAUGUGUUCGGCGUUGAGGCUCAAGUUGGAGAAGAGAGGUGGAUUGAAGGUUGACGCGCGCGUCGUGCCGGUGACAAAGGUGGAUUGGUGGCCAACGCUGUUCGGGAAGGAUUUCUCGUCGAUCACGGAUAAGAUUGACGCUUCAAUCCGAGAGGCCUCGAGUGUUUCGAGAACAGGGCGGGUCGGGGUCGUGGGGCACAGCGCGGGGGGCUGGUUGGUUCGAUUGUGGAUGGGCGAGAAGAGAUAUUGCGGACGAAGAUAUUCCGGAGCGCACAUGGUGGAUACUUUAUUGACUUUAGGUACGCCACACGCGAGCGCGGAGGCGUAUCCGUUCGGUCGAGUGGUGGAGAAGAGAGAGAACGAGGAUAACGAGGGAGUUCCGGAGGAAGCCCGUGGGUCGUCGUUAGCCUUUACCAAUUUUCAUUACCCGGGUGCGUUCUUUGAUUCGACAAGAUACGUAAACGUCAUUGGCGACGUCGAUCCCGAGGGCGCAGAUUCCUUCGAUCUGAGCGACGUGCUCGACGCCAAGAAAUCUUCGAGGGGCGGUGAGUCCGUCAUGGACCGCGUCUCUCGCGCCUACCGCGCCUGGAUCUUCGGCGUCUCCUACGCCGCCAACUGUCGCUCGGCUCGUGUUCGAGGCGACGGCGUCACCCCAAUCACCACCGCCCACGCCCUCGACGGCGCCGAAGAGAUCAUCCUCCGAGGCGUAUACCAUGGAAACGCGCAAGGCUCGCCCUGGUACGGCUCACCCGAGAUUGUCGACGACUGGAUUAGAUUUUUGUAG
Ostreococcus tauri is the source of this 990-nucleotide messenger RNA. Its product is annotated as GPI inositol-deacylase PGAP1-like. Gene Ontology annotation, molecular function: hydrolase activity, acting on ester bonds. The record is from RefSeq and is a predicted model, not a curated record. The coding region runs from base 1 to 990 and encodes 329 amino acids. NCBI's taxonomy places the organism in Eukaryota, Viridiplantae, Chlorophyta, Mamiellophyceae, Mamiellales, Bathycoccaceae. The transcript has a single exon.